AUGUUGGUCUUGGCCAUGUUAAAAAGAGGUGCCAAGGGUCAUUUAGAAACAUUGAAGGAAGGUGCAACUGAUACAAUUGGUUUAAAAAAAGUGUUGACCAUUUCCAACCAUAUGACAAUGGAUGGGGAAAACAAGAAUGUUGGUGAGCAUAAUGGGCUGUGGAAAUUGAUUGAUGAUGAAAGAACCAAAGAAGAAGUUACCUUUCAAAUGUUGAAGUCAGUCUGUGCAGUUCACUCUUCUGCAUUAGCGUACCAUGAUCUGUGUAAGGACGUAUCAGAGGUAAAUACUCUAAUACGAAAAGUUUCUGGCAUCUCCUUGUUUUUCCAUGCGUCAGCAGUUCGUACGGCAGAGCUUGAAAAGUAUGCUAAAAGAGCAAGACAUCAGCAAGAGAGCAAGACCGUUCGUCAUUUUAUCAGUGAAAAACAAUCGUGUGUGAAGGAUUCACCUAAGGCUGACAGGCAAGCAUGGUUUCAGAAAGUUUUUCAACGUGAUUAUACGGAUGAAAGUGAUGUAGAAGAUGCAAACAAUGUGACAAAACAGAAAAAAAUUGAAUCAUGA
Messenger RNA from Paramuricea clavata, 558 nucleotides. Lineage: Eukaryota; Metazoa; Cnidaria; Anthozoa; Malacalcyonacea; Plexauridae. The record is from the annotation of a GenBank genome assembly.